This is a messenger RNA of Condylura cristata (star-nosed mole), 830 nucleotides long. It is a transcript of the gene NSG1, whose product is annotated as neuron-specific protein family member 1. The transcript has 3 exons. Gene Ontology annotation, molecular function: clathrin light chain binding. Gene Ontology annotation, biological process: endosomal transport; G protein-coupled dopamine receptor signaling pathway; clathrin coat assembly. The annotation marks the transcript as partial. The record is from RefSeq and is a predicted model, not a curated record. Gene Ontology annotation, cellular component: endosome; membrane. NCBI's taxonomy places the organism in Eukaryota, Metazoa, Chordata, Mammalia, Eulipotyphla, Talpidae.
UCUGGCAUCCUCGGGCGCUGGCUGGGGGCGCCAGGGCCCCGCAGCCCUGGGGCAGCUGUGUGGAAGCCCCAGCCCCUGACUGCUGCUUCUGCCCCCCGCACGCGCAAGGUGGUCGUGAAAACCAAGACCGAGUACGAGCCGGAUCGCAAGAAAGGCAAGGCGCGGCCCCCCAAGAUAGCGGAGUUCACCGUCAGCAUCAGCGAGGGCGUCACGGAGAGGUUCAAGGUGUCCGUGCUGGUCCUCUUCGCCCUGGCCUUCCUCACCUGCGUGGUCUUCCUGGUGGUCUACAAGGUGUACAAGUAUGACCGGGCCUGCCCCGACGGCUUCGUCCUCAAGAACACCCAGUGCAUCCCCGAGGGGCUGGAGAGCUACUACGCGGAGGACGCCAGCGCGCGGGAGAAGCUGUACACGGUCAUCAGCCACUACAGCGUGGCCGGGCAGAGCGUGGCGCGCGCCGUGUCGCCGUGGGCCUCGGUCCUGUCGGAGGAGAAGCUGUCGGAGCAGGAGACCGAAGCCGCCGAGAAAUCGGCGUAGCGCGACGGGCGAGCGCCGCAGAAUGUGUCACUCGAAGGUAACAAAGGGACGUUGAGGGACGUGUCACUAAUGCAGUUCCUGGUAAUUUAGAGGUCACUCCUUUCUGGUGCACCUGCUUCUGUUUGCUAAUGCUGCUUUGCAAAUACAACCUGCUGCAGACCACGCGCGGGCACAGGGCCAGUGCACGUCGGCACUGCUUGGGGGGCUCUGGCCACGUCUCAUGUCGAGGGAUCUUUAUUUAGCUGCUCUGCUGGGGUUACUGGAUGCUGUCAAAAAUAAAUUUACACUGGACAUAC